This is a messenger RNA of Nanorana parkeri, 4913 nucleotides long. RefSeq names its product KIAA1211 ortholog (gene CRACD). Lineage: Eukaryota; Metazoa; Chordata; Amphibia; Anura; Dicroglossidae. Gene Ontology annotation, biological process: maintenance of gastrointestinal epithelium; negative regulation of barbed-end actin filament capping. Bases 309 to 4289 code for a protein of 1326 amino acids. The transcript has 10 exons. The record is from RefSeq and is a predicted model, not a curated record.
CAAUUCUCUGCUAAUAUGUCCUCUGCAAAAUAACAGCAGUUUAGCAAGUGGUGAGAAUUCCCAAACUCAGCAAGCGGCUGAUUACCAAAACACUGACAAGUCCUUCAACCUAGGAGAAGAAAAGGACUGGGAAGUUUCAGCCGCUAAGGAAACUCUUUGGUAAGAAGAAAAAGAAAAGUUCUUCUCUUCUCCUUAAGGAAGGUAAACUAAAGCCCAGUCGUUCCAUCGGCAGUGUCUGCAGUAUCCCUGCAUCAGCACUCUCCUCCGAUGAAGAAGCAUGUGAUGAUCUGAGGUUCCUUGCUAGUAGCAUGGGAACAAGGGCAUUUUCCCACGACAGUAUCUUCAUACCUGAUGAACAAGCUGAAGAUGACCAAGAAGCUCAGGCCUCAUCGCAAGACUGUGUUGUAGGAAAAGUUAAAUCUCUCCAGCAACAACUGGGCAAAAACAUCCGUUUUGGACAACCGCCACCGAUCAAUGUUCCCGUGAAGAAAAUACAAGAUUUGGGAUCAAGCAUAGAGAAAAUGGAAGAAACACACCUCAGCCCCAUGGAGGCUUCAGGAGAAUGUGACCCAGGCCUUAUAACUGAUGGAAACAGGGCAAGAUCCCUGAGCUCCCACAGCCCACGCAAUGUUCCCGAACCAGAACAUAAGCCAGAGGAAAAGGCAACUCCUGUGAAAACUUCACGGCCAAAGCGGCCUUCAGGCACAAUUGAUUCUAUAAAUCUGGAUGCCGUUCCUCAGUCUGUUGCUCGACUAGAUAACAGUGCUGCUAAACACAAACUUUCCGUCAAGCCAAAAAACCAGAGAGUGUCAAAGAAACACAGAGGCAUGUCCCAGGAGUUCCACACUAUAGAAGACAAUGAAAAUGAAAUCACUUUAAAUAUGCAACGAUGCCUUGAUAAAGCCAUGUUCCACUCCAUGGAUAUACCCUUGCAUGAUAUAGUCAUGUCUGAUCAUUUGGAACGAAAAAUCCGUGAAACACAACAACUAUCUGAGCAAUUUCGAACUUUGGUGCCUAAGGGGGAAAACAAGAUCAAUAAAGAUCAAGAAGGCAAACAGCCAGAUCCCAGUACCAGCAGACAAGUAGUACAAGAAACUAAACAUCCUGAUGAAGAGAAGAAGUCAGAGGCAGAUAAACGGAAAGAAGAAGAAAGAAAAAGACAAGAGAUCAUUAAAAACAUAGACUUGGAAAGGCUCCAACAGAAAAUAAAAGAACAGAAUGAAAAGGAACUGAAAGAACAGCGUCGACGUGAGGAGGAGAGAAAACAGCGAGCUGAACAAAUUCUGAAAGAAUUAGAAGAGCAUGGAAGACAAGAGGAGCAGAAGCAACGUGAGCUGGAGCAGAAGAAAACACUUAGACUGGCAGAGGAACAAAAGAAACGGGAGCUGGAAAUACAAAGAGCACUUCAGAUAGCAGAAGAGGAAAGAAAACAGGAAAUGGAGAAGCAUAGAGCUAUUCAGUUAGUGGAAGAGCAGAGAAAACGUGAACUAGAGCAAAGAGCCAUUCAGAUAGUGGAAAAGCAGAGGAAAUAUGAACAGGAAAAACGGGAGACCCGACAGAUAGGAUGUGACUUAGAGGAGUGGGGAGCACUUCAGAAAGCAGAAGAGCAGAAACAACUGGAUGUGAAAACGGCUCUCCGGGUUGCACAAGAGCAGAAAAAAAUUGAACUUCAACAGGAGAAAGACCUUCAGAUAGCAGAAGAACAUAGAAAACAUCAGUUAGAGCUAAAACAAACACUCCAGAUCAUGGAGCAGCAGAAAACACAGGAACUGGGAUUACAGAAAGCAGAAGAGCAGCAAAAAUCUGUUCAGAUAGUGAAACAAAAAGGGCAAGAAGUUUUGGAGAAGAAGGCUUCCCAGAUAGCCAAGGAGCAGCAAUUACAGAAACCAAAAAGCCAAAGUCAGCAAGAAUUAGAAGACAUCAAAGUCCAGCAGUGUAUAAAAGAGGAACUGAGAACGGAUAAUCUAAAUAGGAAAAAGCCAAACUUUCAAGAAAAAGAAUUUUUACGGAAGAAAGAACAACCAAUAUCUGAGGACAUCAAGGGACCUAUCCCAGAACAUCUUUCUCCUCUGCAUACAGAAGCUGUCUCAGCAGAGAAAGAUCUGCCCGAAGAACAAAAAAUGGAGGUGGAAGUUAAAGAAGAUGAGGAAGAACUGAAGCAGAUAAAACAAAAGGAAUUAGAAUCUCAAGAGCAGGAAAGAAUUAACCAACUAAGAUGGCAGGAACUUGACCAAAAGCAGAGGCCAUUUACAUUUAAAGUCACAUCAGGUGAAAAGCAAAUUAUAUUUGAGAAAGUCAAUUUAUCUCCAGUUACUGUACCAAAAGAGCCAGUAAUAUUCCCAGGAACGCAAGAUGCAAAAGAAAAUAAGGGCACCAUUAGUUCACACUCUCUUUCAUCUGCUCAAUGCAUACCCCACACUGCCAUUUUGGUAACAGGAGCACAGCUUUGUGGCACAGCUGUUAACCUACAUCAGAUUAAGGAUCCUGCUUGUAAGUCUUUACUGGGUCUCAAUGAAGAACGAAAAUUAGAUAUAACAGAAAACAAAAUGCAGAACGAAAAGGACACUACUAAACAUGUCAGCGGUAAGACAAAGUAUACAUCAGAAGCAUUAGACAAUCAGUCAUUCCUAGCGGAAUGGGCUUCCAUUAGGUCAAAAAUGCUAAGCAAAGCUGAAAAUGUAAAUGUUGAUGAUAACCAAAGUGGUCCACCUGCCUCUGUUGACGAUAGGAUGGUCAAGGGCAAAAGUGAUUCCCAUAGCAGCUUACGGAAGACAAUGUCAGCUAUUCCUAAGUUUUCAAUAACACCUGCAUGGCAGAAGUUUCCAGAAACUGGAAAAUUAACAGAAAUUAGUAUUGAGGCCUCAAUAAAACCUUCAACCAAGGAAAAUAUAGCAGUAUUGCCUGACAGCACACCUCAGGGCAAGACUGCAGAGAGGACAAUCAUUGUUCAGGAAAUGGUGACCAGAAUUAAAAAACAGGUUACAAUUGAUGGGAAUGCAGAGGGUUGGAUAUUUUCCAAAGAUCUUCCAUCCUUCUUGGUUCCUAACCCACCGCAAUCUCCUCGUCGGGGGUAUUUGGAAGGGCAAAUGUCAGUGGAGACAAAAAUAAAUAAUGGCACUGUGAAAAUAGAUAAAUUCUUGCAAAGUACAGAAGACAAAAUCUCACCAUUUGGGAUCAAAUUAAGAAGGACAAACUACUCAUUAAGGUUUCAUGCUGAUCCACAGAAUGAACAAAGAAGGAAAAAACGAUAUAGUGCCGGGGACAGUUUUGAGGGGGUCCCUGCCCCAUUAACUCCAACAGAUGAAACAGAAAUUAGGACUAUAACCAAGAAAGAACUUUUAGGGUCACCUGUGAAGAUGAAGAAAGAUAACCUUACUAAGGACUUAGUAGAUACCUCAAGCAGUGCAAUUGAAAAUGUCCAAUUUACAGCCCCCUCAUUAGUAUCAGGAUCAAGUCCCCAUGUGUCAUUGCCUAUUAAAGACAGAGACAGAGUAGUUCCUACAUCACCAGUUAUACAAAAACCAUCCCUUGCUCCAAAACCUGCCAGCCCAACUCCACCAUCCUCUCCACUUUCCCAUCUAGGGAGAACAAAUGUGACUGACCUACAUGGACAACGGUUGGAAAAAAAUGAGAUGGAUAAAGAAACAGUUGGAGAGAUGAAUUUCAUAUUAUCUUCUCCAAAUCAUGAUGUUGUUCAGCAAGACAAAGAAGGACUGUCAUCUGUUUCUGGGAGAGAGAAGACAGAAAAAAGGGCUAAGAAAAUUGGAAAAGACAGGCCUGUCCUUCAGAGUCGACAUUCUUUAGAUGGCUCCAGGUUGAUGGAGAAAGCUGAUCCUGCUCAGCCUCAAUGGAUUACACUCGCUCUACAGAAACAGAAAGGAUUUCGGGAACAGCAAGCAUCCAGGGACGAGAGGCGGCAAACCAGAGAGGCCAAACAAGUAGACAAAUUGACAAAAGAAAAUGUAAAUAAAAUUAUUCCACCCACUGUAUACACUGGGGAGUACCGGGGAAGAAGUGGCUCACUCCAGAAACCGCUGCCGCAGGAAGAGAAGAAAAGUGACACAGUGGUGACCAGACUACAACGUAGAGAACAGCUGCAGAAAUCCAACACUCUUCCAGCAUCCGUCACAGUGGAGAUCACAGAGACUGUCCCAGUAUCUCUUGCAAAGGACCUUCCGAAGAGAUUCUCCACUCCUGAUGCCUCUCCAGUGUCCUCUGAACCAACAUGGCUGGCAUUAGCCAAGAGGAAAUCAAAAGCUUGGAGCGACUGUCCACAAAUUAUCAAGUAGAUCAUCUGUCUUAGAUGCAUAGACUCUUAGAUGUCCGUAUAUUUUCUCUGUGUUCCACUAUAUGGAUGACAGACAUGCACAGUGAUGGAAGUUCUUUGAGGUCUUACUCAAGGACUAUUAAUAUAGUAUUUAUUAUUUUGGUUAAAUGUGAACAAGUAAAUAACCUGAGUUUAUGAUAUGGUGAGCAGGGGAAAGUUAUCUUCUAUAGGGCUAUGAAAUAAUAUCCUGAGCAAAUAACCGUGCUUGUGCUUUGGAAUCAAUGAAAAGAGCUCACUAUGCCUCUGACUCCACACAGAAAUAUACUGCCUUCAGGUUCCCUUUGGGCUUGUGUAUAUUGUUGAUUAUAGGAAAAUGACACAGAUUAGUUUUUAUCUUUGUUAAAAUAUAGGUGUCAACAACUGCACAAAAUGAUGUCUUCUAUGGACCAAUAUGGCCAAUACAGUUUUGCACUUUUUCUUUAUACUCCGUUCAUAUUUUGCACAGAAUGGUUGUAUGUGCCUCUGCUACACUGCUGUUGACUAUAUGGUGGGUUUAUAAUAUUAUUUCCAGUCACUGUUGGACUGACCAUUAAACCUACAAAAUAAAGUGGUCCUCUAACCCUAGGAGGACUCUUUCAGCAUGCUU